This is a messenger RNA of Drosophila persimilis, 1488 nucleotides long. It is a transcript of the gene Hel25E, whose product is annotated as ATP-dependent RNA helicase WM6. The record is from RefSeq and is a predicted model, not a curated record. The coding region runs from base 57 to 1331 and encodes 424 amino acids. NCBI's taxonomy places the organism in Eukaryota, Metazoa, Arthropoda, Insecta, Diptera, Drosophilidae. Gene Ontology annotation, biological process: mRNA splicing, via spliceosome; mRNA export from nucleus. Gene Ontology annotation, molecular function: RNA binding; ATP binding; RNA helicase activity. The transcript has 7 exons.
CAUUUGCAACCAAUCUGUAUUAGGCGACGUAAAGUAAAGCUCAAACUAAAACAAAAAUGGCCGAUAAUGACGAUCUUCUCGACUACGAGGAUGAGGAGCAGACUGAGACCACUGCGGUCGAGAACCAGGAGGCGCCAAAGAAAGAUGUCAAGGGCACUUACGUCUCCAUACACAGUUCUGGCUUCCGUGAUUUUCUGCUGAAACCAGAAAUUUUGCGUGCCAUUGUCGACUGUGGUUUUGAGCAUCCAUCCGAAGUUCAGCACGAGUGCAUUCCGCAGGCUGUACUCGGCAUGGAUAUUCUCUGUCAGGCCAAGUCAGGUAUGGGCAAGACGGCUGUCUUCGUGCUCGCCACGCUGCAGCAGCUCGAGCCCGCCGACAACAACACCUGUCAUGUGUUGGUCAUGUGUCACACACGCGAGCUGGCAUUCCAGAUUAGCAAGGAGUAUGAGCGUUUCUCCAAGUAUAUGCCCACAGUCAAGGUGGCUGUCUUCUUUGGCGGUUUGGCCAUACAAAAGGACGAGGAGACCCUCAAGAGCGGCACUCCUCAUAUCGUGGUCGGCACACCCGGUCGCAUUCUGGCCCUGAUACGGAACAAGAAACUGAAUCUGAAGCAUUUGAAGCAUUUUGUACUCGACGAGUGCGACAAGAUGCUGGAGCAGCUAGAUAUGCGCAGGGAUGUGCAGGAAAUUUUCCGUAGCUCACCCCACGGAAAGCAAGUGAUGAUGUUCUCUGCCACAUUGAGCAAGGACAUACGUCCCGUGUGCAAAAAGUUUAUGCAAGAUCCCAUGGAGGUGUACGUCGACGAUGAGGCCAAGCUGACUCUGCAUGGCCUGCAGCAGCACUACGUUAAUCUCAAGGAGAACGAGAAGAACAAGAAGCUGUUCGAGUUGCUCGAUGUGCUCGAGUUCAACCAGGUGGUUAUUUUUGUCAAGUCGGUACAACGUUGUGUGGCCCUGGCGAUGCUGCUGACCGAGCAGAAUUUCCCAGCCAUUGGAAUCCAUCGCGGCAUGACACAGGAGGAACGGUUGAAUCGGUAUCAGCAAUUCAAGGAUUUCCAAAAGCGCAUUUUGGUGGCCACCAAUCUGUUUGGCCGCGGCAUGGACAUUGAACGUGUGAACAUUGUGUUCAACUAUGAUAUGCCCGAGGACUCCGACACCUAUCUGCAUCGUGUUGCCCGUGCGGGUCGUUUCGGUACCAAGGGUCUGGCCAUUACCUUUGUCUCGGACGAUAACGAUGCGAAGAUACUUAACGAAGUACAGGAUCGUUUCGAUGUCAACAUUAGUGAGCUGCCGGAGGAGAUUGACCUGUCCACAUACAUUGAGGGACGCUAGAACAUUUUAAAGUGCAUGGGGAUACCACGGAUACCCAAAAUACAAAAAAAUGCACAUUGAAUAGAUACAAAUAACCCUAAAACCCCAUCUUUUAUAAAACUCUACUUUAUAACUAAAUAAAAAAAAACCUUUCAGACUUUGUUUUGACGUACACUAA